AUGGUAUCUAUAUCAUCAUUGUCAUCAUCAGCUGAAUUCGCACAAGCAAAACCCGGUUGCCAAUCGAAAUGUGGUAAUGUUACCAUUCCAUACCCAUUUGGUAUAGGUAAGAAUUGCUCCAUCAUUGAUUUAGAUGUCAAUAUCAGAUACAACAUCAUCUGUAAUACUUCUUAUUAUCCUGCUAAACCCUUUCCGAAAGCAGCUGGUAAUUACCUUGAAAUUUUAAGUGUCUCAGAGACGGAAGUUCGCAUCAGAAAUUCCUUCACUAAGUUCAAUCGUCACUUCUACUGGGAUGUUACAGAUGAAUCAGAUGAUACGGCUGCUGAAUCUCAAAUGAAUUUACAACUUUUGAUUGGAGGUCUUGUGCAGGCAGUCCUUCAAACAGAUAGAGAACCCCAACUUCUCAACCUGGAUAAUGCCCCAUUAAUGGUAUCAUAUACUAAAACCAAGUUGUAUGGGAUUGGGUGCGGUUUGGUUGCUGUUCUCAUUGAUCUCGUAGGGACAGUGGAUCAGAUAAACAAAGAGUGCCAAUCAAGCUGUGAGAAUAUCAGAGAAGGAUCUUGCAGCGGCAGUGGGUGUUGCCAGACAACUGUUCCAACGGGCUUGAAAUCAUUUAUCGUGGCCGUGAACGGAACUCCUACCGAGAGUACUAUUGGUCCUUUUUCAGGUCAAACUUCAGGUCAAACUUUGACCAGCUUUGCCAUGCUGUCUGAGCUAGAGCAGUAUACAUUUGAUUCUGCAGAUCUUACUCUGAAUACCACAGAAAUGCAUAAGAAAUAUGAGAAUAAGGUCAUAGUACCGGUGGUGCUCGAUUGGGCCGUAGGAGAUAAGACUUGUGAAGAAGCACAAGUUCACCCAACAACAUAUGCAUGCCAGGAUAACAGUGAUUGUACUGACAAAACCAAUGAUAAUCCUGGAUACCUCUGCAUCUGUCGUGAUGGUUACGAGGGAAAUCCUUACCUUAGUCCUGAAUGCAAAGACGUGAAAGAGUGCGAGGAUCAAAACAACAAUCCUUGUGGAGGAAUUUGUAUAAAUACAAUAGGAGGUUACAAUUGUUCUUGUCCGAACGGGAGUAAGGGUGAUGGGAGGAAAGACGGCAGUGGUUGCACUUCUGACAAAGAUCAAUUGCAAAAAAAAGAAAAAUCCUGUCAAAGAGUUUCCCGUGUUAAUGGUGGUGCUCGGCAAGAGUUAUAUUCACUCGACAGUGGUGUUGAAUCAACAAAAAUAUUCACAUCAGAAGAAUUAGAAAUGGCAACCAACAGAUACGACGAGGCUCAAGUCCUUGGACGAGGAGGCCACGGUACAGUUUACAAGGGAACUCUAUCUGACAAUCGUAUAGUUGCCAUCAAGAGGUCUAAUCUAAUGGAACAAAAUCAGAUCCAGCUAUUUAUAAAUGAGGUAAUUAUUUUAACUCAAAUUAAUCACCGUAAUGUGGUGAAACUCUUGGGUUGCUGUUUAGAAACUGAAGUUCCCUUGCUUGUUUACGAGUACGCAUCUUGUGGCACCCUUUUCCAUCAUAUCCAUUACAAGGGUGCUCCUGAGAUGUCCUCCUUGACUUGGGAAAUUCGUUUGAGGAUUGCGUUCGAAAUUGCAAGUGCAGUUGCGUAUCUACAUUCUGCUGCUUCUCCACCUAUCAUUCACGGGGAUAUAAAAUCUGCCAACAUAUUACUGGAUGAAAAUUACACAGCAAAAGUUGCUGACUUUGGAGCAUCAAGGUUGGUUCCGCUGGAUCACACUCAUAUAAACACACUCGUCCAAGGGACUUUAGGAUAUCUGGAUCCGGAUUACUUCAACACAAGUCAAUUAACUGAUAAAAGUGAUGUUUAUAGUUUCGGUGUGGUUCUUGUAGAACUCUUAACAGGUGAAAAACCAAUUUGCUUUGAAAGACCAGAAGAACAAAGAAAUCUUGCAACCUACUUCACUUCAUUGGUGGAAGACGCUAAUGUCCUUGAACUUAUUGAUGCACAAGUAGCAGAAGAUGGGAACCUAGAGCAAAUCCUUGCAGUGGCAGCAUUGGCACAGAAAUGUCUCAAGUUAAAGAGUAAAGAGAGGCCUAGCAUGCAACAAAUAGCAGCGAAUCUUCAAGGUUUGAGAAGGGUAGAUCCAUCCGGAUGGAAUCAUCGACCAAAUCAUAACACGGUUACGGCAUACUUAACAUCUGAGGCAAUUGAUCUGUAUAGUACACCACUAAGCUCCACUGAUGGUUCUAGCUUGGAGACGAGUAUGACAGUCUCUACGGAUAUUGCAAGAUAA
Messenger RNA from Papaver somniferum (opium poppy), 2253 nucleotides. Its product is annotated as wall-associated receptor kinase 1-like. Gene Ontology annotation, cellular component: plasma membrane. Lineage: Eukaryota; Viridiplantae; Streptophyta; Magnoliopsida; Ranunculales; Papaveraceae. Gene Ontology annotation, biological process: cell surface receptor signaling pathway; protein phosphorylation. The record is from RefSeq and is a predicted model, not a curated record. Bases 1 to 2253 code for a protein of 750 amino acids. The transcript is spliced from 3 exons. Gene Ontology annotation, molecular function: calcium ion binding; protein serine/threonine kinase activity; ATP binding.